Zea mays is the source of this 1972-nucleotide messenger RNA. Its product is annotated as putative RING zinc finger domain superfamily protein. Gene Ontology annotation, biological process: protein ubiquitination. The record is from RefSeq and is a predicted model, not a curated record. The coding region runs from base 139 to 1710 and encodes 523 amino acids. NCBI's taxonomy places the organism in Eukaryota, Viridiplantae, Streptophyta, Magnoliopsida, Poales, Poaceae. Gene Ontology annotation, molecular function: zinc ion binding; ubiquitin-protein transferase activity. The transcript has 4 exons.
GCGUUCGAGUUCACGCUAAGCAUCGUCAUCGCCCCAUCGGUCCGUCGUUAGUGCCCCUCGCUCCCUCGGAAAACCCUCUCCUCUCCCCUAUCCUCUCGUCUCCCCCCACCCCGCCGCGAUCAACCGAGACCCACCGCCAUGACGAGCGACGACGAGGAGGCGUGCGACUACUUCUACGACGACGACGACGACGCCGAGGAAGACGCCGCCGCCGGACUGGAGGAGGACUCUUCGCUUCCAACGCCGGAGGGCCGCGCGGACUACUGGAAACAAGAUCUGUCUACGGUGAUGAACUUGCUCAAUAUAAAUCAACAUCAAGCACGAGCCCUCCUCAUUCACCACCGAUGGAGUAUGGAUGGCAUCUAUGAUUCUCUAGACAUGGGGCGAGAACGCAUGCUCAGAAAUUCAGGGAUCGUGCUGCAGGAGGUCAACAGCAUUGCAGCAGCUGGCUCAAUGACACCAUGGAGAACAGUGACCUGCAAAGUGUGUUUUGAGGACUUCUCCAUGGAUGCUGUUUCGACCAUGGACUGUGGGCACUGCUUCUGCAAUGACUGUUGGACGGAGUAUUUCCACGCUGCGGUAGAGAGCGGGAAAAAGCAAAUUCGGUGCAUGGAGGUCAAGUGCUCGGCUUUCUGCGAUGAGGACCUCGUGCGGUUUCUCCUUGUCCAAAAGUAUCCAGACAUGGCCAAGAACUUCAAUCGCUUCCUGCUUGGGUCCUACCUUGAGGACAAUGCCUCUGUGAAGUGGUGCCCUAGCACCCCGAACUGUGGCCAUGCCAUUCGCGUGGGCACUGAUGAGCGCUGCUGUGAGGUGGAAUGCCCCUGCGGCUUAAGCUUCUGCUUUAACUGCAUGGGGCAUGCGCACUCGCCUUGCCCGUGCACCAUAUGGGAGAAAUGGAAUGCCAGCCGGUCCGAGGGAGAGAACAUCAAGUGGAUCCUCGCUAACACCAAGAGCUGCCCCAAAUGCUUCAAGGCCAUCGAGAAGAACGGCGGCUGCAACCUUGUCCGCUGCAAGUGCGGACAGUGUAUGUGUUGGCUCUGCGGCGGAGGUACCGGCCAAGAUCACACGUGGAACAGCAUUACCGGCCACAGCUGCAACCGCUACGAGGAGGAGAUCUGUGUAGAGACCGUGCACACCGGCAGGCAGCAGAUGCAGCGGUACAAGCACUACCACGACCGGUUCAAGAUCCACGGCGACUCGUCGUACGGCGUGGAGAAGCAGAAGCUUGGGGCGGCCAUCGAGGAGCGGGUGCGGCUUCUUGAGUCGGACCGCGAGCGCCCGCUCGCCAUCCGCGACGGCGACUGGCUGACCCGGGCGCACCGGCGGCUGCUGGUUUCUCGGCAGGUGCUGUCGCGGUCGUACGUGUUCGCAUACUACAUGUUCGGCGGCCACGAGCUGCGGACGCGCCCGGCCGAGCGGGCGAACCUGGGCGUGGCGCGUAACCUGUUCGAGCACCAGCAGGAGCAGCUGGAGCGGCACGUAGAGCACCUGUCCAGGUCGCUCGCGGAGUCGGCCGACCUGGCGGGGGCUCCGGACGCGGAGAUCGUGAAGCAGAAGCAGACGGCGAUCACGCUCACCAAGACCGUGGAGCGGCUGUGCGGGGAGAUGUACAAGUGCAUCCAGGACGAGCUGCUGACGCUGCUCGUGGAGCCCAUGAGCAUCGCGGCGUACAGGCCGGACGGCCCCGACAGAGCGAAGCCCGCGAUCUGAUGGGGUGGGGCCGUGGGGGGCUGUCUUUUUUACUCGCUGCCACAUUUUGCCAUUAGGGCUAGGCGUAGGAUUUUGAUCGCCUUGGUUUGAUAAAAAGCUGCCUGUCAGGCAGCAACCAACACGCCAUAUACAGCGUGAACGUGCCGUGAAAUGAUUUUAGGCUGUUAGCACACAAGGGUUAGGUACUGACUGAAAGUUAAAAAAAGGCUGGACAUGUUUAUUUUUUUAAAAAAAGCUGAUUCAUCCGUCCAUUUGAACUCCA